AUGGUAGACCGUACAGUUGUUGUCACUGGAGCCACGGGCCUUCUAGGCCGGCAAGUAACUCGUGCAUUUCGCAGAAAGGGUUGGAACGUCAAAGGCACAGGCUACUCUCGAGCCGACGGCGUUGAUGUAUUGAAAGUUGACCUUGGCAAUUCUAGCGAGAUUGCCAAGCUUCUAGACGAGACUAAGCCAGAGGUUAUUGUCCACUGCGCCGCAGAGCGUUUCCCCGAUAAAGUUGAAAAGGACCCCGAGGGCGCCAGGAAACUCAAUGUGUCGGCAACGUCCUCGCUCGCGGAAGCCGCGGCUGCCAAAGGCGCGUUCUUGAUCUACAUUUCGACCGACUACGUCUUUCCUGGAAAGCUCGGGGAAGCACCGUAUGAAGCGGACGCAGAAACAAGCCCGCCCAAUCUGUAUGGCCAGACAAAGCUCGACGGCGAAAAGGCGGCCCUGGCUGCGUAUGACGGCAAGGCCGGAUCGGCAGUGGUGCUCCGCGUCCCUGUGCUGUAUGGUUCAGCAGAGACGCCGACCGAGAGUGCCGUCAAUGUGCUACUGGAUGCCGUCUGGAAGUCCCAAACGGAAGACAAGAAGAUUAAGAUGGACCAUUGGGCUCCACGCUACCCGACCAAUACUGAAGAUGCAGGUCGGGUGUGUCAUGACAUUGCGGAACACUAUCUGAGCGCUUCUAAUCGAGCCUCCCUGCCAAAGAUCUUGCAGUUCUCCAGCGAAGACAGAAUGACCAAGUACGAAAUGUGUCAAAAGUUUGCGGAGAUUAUGGGUCUGCCCGCGGACAACAUUGAGCCCAACACAGAAGGCAACGACCCGAAUGCAAGCGUGCAGCGCCCAUAUGACACGCAUCUGAGCACAAAGACGCUCAAGAGCCUGGACAUUGAGCUGUCCACCUGCGACUUUACUGCGUGGUGGAGGCGCGAGCUCGGGGCGUUUCGCAAGUAA
Molecule: messenger RNA, 948 nt
Organism: Akanthomyces muscarius
Lineage: Eukaryota; Fungi; Ascomycota; Sordariomycetes; Hypocreales; Cordycipitaceae
Exons: 4
Coding region: 1-948 (315 amino acids)
Biological process (GO): S-adenosylmethionine biosynthetic process
Cellular component (GO): methionine adenosyltransferase complex
Molecular function (GO): methionine adenosyltransferase regulator activity
Source: RefSeq, a predicted model, not a curated record